This is a messenger RNA of Zootoca vivipara (common lizard), 4168 nucleotides long. It is a transcript of the gene RASSF3, whose product is annotated as Ras association domain family member 3. Gene Ontology annotation, biological process: signal transduction. Gene Ontology annotation, cellular component: cytoplasm. The record is from RefSeq and is a predicted model, not a curated record. Lineage: Eukaryota; Metazoa; Chordata; Lepidosauria; Squamata; Lacertidae.
GGGGAAGGAAGGAAGGAGGGAGGAGGGCUCGGCUGGCUGGGCGGGAGGCGGCGCUGCCUCCUCGGAAGCGCGUCCGAGAGGAGAGCCAGCCUCAGUGCGCCGCCGGCGAGGCUGCGGCGCGCAGCUACCACGGGACUUGUCCGCCGCCGAACUCCCGCCUGGCGGGUCUCCAUGCGGUGGUGGUGGCGGCGGCGGGGACGCCCGGGCCCCCCUGCUGCUGCACGGACGGCGCGCCACGGGGACUAGCAGCAUGAGCAGCGGCUACAGCAGCUGGGAAGAGUCCGAGUCGGAGGAGUUCUUCUUCACCGCCCGCACCUCCUUCUUCAGGAGCUGCCCCGCCAAAGCCAAGCCGAGUCUGCAAGAUGUUCAGAAAGAGCGAGAAGCUCACAAUUAUCUCACCAAAGAAGCAAUCAAGGAAAAAGUCCAGACAUACAAUUCAGAUGUCACUGACAAGCUAAAGAUGACAUUGCACUCCAGCGGAGUAUACACCGGCUUCAUCAAAGUUCAGAUGGAACUGUGCAGACCCAUCACGGUACGGGCUCCAGUGAAUCCCGGGAAGCAUGUCAACAACAACUCGGAGACAGCUUUCAGCUUGCCUAAUGGCUACACAAAUACCCUUCACAUCAGCAGCACUAACACUGUUCGUGAGGUUAUUGAAGCUUUGCUCAAGAAGUUCAUGGUGGCUGAUAACCCUGCCAAGUUUGCGCUUUAUAAACGUUGUCACAAGGAAGAUCAAGUGUAUAUGUGCAAGCUCUCAGAAAUUGAACAUCCCCUUUAUUUACGGUUGGUGGCAGGCCCAAGGACAGACAUGCUGAGUUUUGUUCUGCGUGAGCAUGAAACUGGAGAGUUUUUGUGGGAAGCCUUUAGUGUUCCUGAACUACAGAACUUCUUGCGUAUACUGGACAAGGAAGAAGAUGAGCAGCUGCAAAUCUUACAGAGACGCUAUGCAGCAUACAAAGACAAACUUGAAGAAGCCCUUGGUGGAGUCUGGAAACCAGGUUAAAAUGGGGCCAAAGAACACUCAGGAAAAAUACAAAUUACCAAAUACUGCAUAGCAUGCCAACCCCCAGAGCAAGAGCAAGACUACCUGUCUCAUUAAAACAUAUGACCUUUUUUUUGUUACCAUAGAGGUGGUUCUGUAAAUUUGACAUACUUUUACAUCUUGCAGGUAGCAGCAAAGGGAAUUUGCAAUAUUUGCAGACCUGUGUUGUGUGCAUACUUCACGAGUCUUUUCAAGAUUGCAUCAUGCCAACUGUGAUUGUAUGAUGAAUCUUUUUUUCAAAGACCCCGUGAAACACGAGACAUUAUGUGCUUUAAUUAUAAUUUGUAGCUUUUAAAAUUUAAAGGGGUGUACAAGUUAGUUUUUAUUAUAAAUCUCAGCUCAGUUUAGGAUAAGGAUAGCACACUAUUUGAUACCAAAAUUGAUUUUUGCACUACCUUUCUUCAGAUAUUUUUGAAAUACGUAUUACUUUUUAUUUGUAGAAGGGAUGAACAAUUGUGUUCCAAUGGUAUGCAGAAGGUGUUGAAGUAUUCUGAGCUGGAGAAGAUAGAGGGGAAGUAGAAAAGAAGGUAACGAGAGGAGAGAAGUGAGGAUGUUGGAACUUGAGAAAAGUUGGUUAGUGUGUUGUAAAGGCGGUUGAGUGUUUAUACUUAGUGUUACUGAAAUUAAUAUAUUCAGAUGCUAUUAUUGAGAGAGAAUUUACUAAAUAUAGUAAAAGUUGAAUUGCAUAGAGGCUGUGUGCGACCAGCAACACACUUUAGUCACAAUCUCGCAUGUGCUGUUAAAAUACAGUCAGAUUCUUGGUUGAGGUUUUCAUGAGUAAAAACAGCAUUUAAAGAAUUAAUGCACAACUGUUGCAAUGCUGAAAGAUGCAGUUGCAUUGAAGUCAGCACAAAACUUUGUACCUUUGCGUAGAAAGAGGCAAAAUAGUGCCAUUCUCCUGGUUUUAUUUAAAAACCCAAGGAAAAAAAAGAAAAUCCUUCUGAAUUAAGUAGGCUAGGAGGGAAAGUAGCUUUGCGCUGUGAGCAACUUGAGCUAUCUGUGGUUUGGUUUCUGUGUUUAAACUAUACAAGUUUGGAAAAACUGGCUAGGAUUCUGUAUGCUGCUGAACCAUGUUAAAUAAUUGGAAGAGGAAGAAUUUAGCGUUUUGACUGUAACUGUAUUUUUUUCUAGAACUAUUUUUAUCUAAAGUACGUAAGGUGUAAAUGUAAUCAAAGGAAUGGGUGUGCAAUUCAAACCUUUAUAUAAAUGUAUCAAAAGACUUUCAAGUUUAUAUCUGUGGCCACCCAGGGGAAAAAAAGAUAUUGGUUUGGAGUAACUUUAAUUUAUAUAAUUUAAGGAAUCGUGAGCAGCAGCCAUUCCCCCUCCCUUUGAAUAUUUGGGCAUUCAUUUUGAAAUUUGAGUAAUAUAUGCCAGUUGCUGACACCUGGUGGGGAUUAUAUGCAACUCCAAGACAUAUGUUCUCUUGGAAAAGUGUGCCUUUUUAAAAAAAAAACUUAGGCUGCUUAUUCCCCUCAAAAUAUUGAGGUUUGAGGGAGAGGUUCUGAUCUCAGACUUGCCAAGACAAUCUUGAUAUAUUAAAUGGUUAGCAAUAACUUAAAAGUAGAAUUAGGCUAUCAAUCAAAGGCAUAUCUUGUUGGAGUUUUAUUAUUAUUAUUUCAUGUGUAAUACUGUAGUGCUUUGUAUGUGUCUUACUGUUUUUACCGGAGACCUAAUCAAGAGUCACAUAGGGUAGUGGGUGCAGGUUAUGCGUUAACAUCAGUUUUGGAAUUAUUUUUCAACAAAGGCUAUGUGUCACAUUAUCGGAAAGGUUUAGGUGUUAACUGCUCCUAUGUGCCAGCCACCCAGAAGCCUUUGCCCUUUGUUGAGGGAAGUGUCAACAUUUUAAUGCUUCUUAUAGCACAAAUGUUGGCCAGUCGUGUGCAAGGGUAUAUACCCCACCAGGGAUACACCGCUAACUGGCAGAGAGUGUACACUUUGCGCAAGGCGGCGCAAUCCUCUUAGCAAGAGGCAUCAAACAUGGCUUCUGCAUAAAGCAUUGUCACAGAAAGAUAUUUUUCACUAGAGCAGAGCUGAAAGUUAAUCACUGAGCCCUUUCUGGUAAAAUUAGGGGUGCAGAGGGUAGCGCCACACCGCAAAAAAAAGGUGGUGACUCCCCAUCACUUCUUCCUCUAACAGGAACUGUCUUGAAGCCAGAUCGGAGUGAUGGCAGGAGGGCCCUGCUUCCUGCUUGCACUCUGGUUGUCUUCCUGGGUUAAGAAGUCAGUGGAGUAAGGGAAGAAAGCUCCAUGUCCCACCCCCAUUUUGGCCUCUAAAUGGACACCAUCAGAGCUAGGGAGCAGUAUAUCCAGUAUGCAGUGGCAAGUCCUUUGGAAGAAAUGCCAUCGGCAGGGAGAGUGAACAUGCUGCUGGCAAGUCGGGAGAAAACGUCACCCUUGUUUGCGUUCGUAUUCUCAUGUGCACAGUUCCAAAAUGGCUGCCCAACUCGGACGUGGUAAACUGGGGAAGGGGAGUGCAUUUCGGCGUAGCUCUUUGUUCAUGCCUUGCAUCUGGGAGCAUCUGAAUUCUAAAACUUGCCCUAGGAUUCAUUUAAUUCUAUCGAAACUCAUAAAACGUUGAUGUUUGGAAUUUUAAUAUUAAUCAGGUUGCUCGAAAUUUAAAUACUGUAUUUCAGUCUAGAAAUGACAAUCUACAAGUAUGUGAAUCUUAAUUAUUAUUUUUACUUGAACUUUGUGUUUUCCUUAUCCCUACAUCUUCUCUUGGUGUGUUUUAUGAACUGCAGGAACAACAAAAUUUCUAGUCCAAGCAGUCUCAAGCUGAAAACACACUGGUUACUACAGGUGUUUUGUUUUGCUUUUUUUAAAACCCCAAAGCUUCAAAGAAUAGGUCAACAUUGAUCCAAAGGUAGGGGUUUUUGGGGUAGGCUUAAAUUUUGUUUUCUUAUCAGGUUCUUAAUCUGUCAAAGAUGCAUUGCAAACUGUUAUGUUUUGACUUUGGUAGUAGCUGACUGGAGGGUGAUGUGGAAAACACUGAAAAAAGUUUUCUUUCUUUUAAAAAACAAAGCUGUACUAUUUAUUUUGAAUUUUUUAAUAGGGAAGCCUUAAUGAUUCCCUUUGAAGUUGUUAUAGCAAGUUGUAAUUCCAUCAUUAAAGCUGAAGUUCACACCGA